AUGUUUGGCUCAACUAAUAAUACGACGAAUAUAUUUGGCAAUACUUCACUCAAUACAUCUAGUGAUAAUAAGACACCUUUUAAUUUUGGUACAAAUGCUGUAUCUAAUGCAAGUUCAACUUCUAUAUUUGGUACAGCUAAUCAGAGUAGUACAAGUUCAACAAACCUGUUUGGUAAUAUAGGAGCAAAUAGUUCUUUAAAUUUACAAAAUGGGUUAUUGGGAUCUGGACUUAAUUCUACACUAGCUAGUACUGGUCAACAACAACAAAAAGGACUAAACUUAUUUGGGCAGCAAAAAAGUCCUGGACUUGGUUUACAGAGCACCAAUACUACAUCUUCUCAGAUUUCAGCAAUUAGCUCAAUGAAUCCACCAAUGACCUCUAAUACUGGUACAACUGUGGAUAAUAAUAAGCCUUCACUACUUGGUCAAAGUACUUUAAAUAAUCAGGCUGGCACGAGUAUUGGUACUAAUACUAUACCAUUUGGUUCUACAAAUAAUGUACAGAAUGUGGGGACCCUAAAUUCAGGCAAUAAUCUCUUUGGAUCAUCUAAUUUAUCUACUAGUAAUUCUAAUAGCAAUUUCUCUAAUAGUUUAAAUGUGAAUGGAAUAAAUAAUAAAGCUUUACCUGAUACUACUGUCAUUAGCUCUAAUGACCCAUCAUCUUCACUAAAUAAUCCAACAAGUAAUCUUUUUGGACAAUCAAACACAGCAUCCUUAAAUAAUAAGAUAGAUCAAAAUUCACUAUUUACUGGUCCAAAUACAAAAAGUUUAUCGGGGGAUUCUUAUGCAACUACUGGCUUACCUAGUGCUUCAACUAACUCUGAAUCAAAUAAAUUGGUAAGUGGUAAUUCCAACUUAUUUUCUAGCACAUUAUCGGGUACAUCAGGUAUAGAAUCUCAAGCAAAAAGUGAAACCAGUACCAAGAUUGAUAUAGCUCCUAUAAAUACCAAGAAUGAUACUAAUACAAAUAAUACUCAAGGUACAAGCAAUUCAGGUCAGUUAUCAACAGCACUACAAUUAGAUGUAUCUACAGCAGCUUCAUUACAACAUGAAAGAGUUGAUGAUGUUUUAAAAUCUUGGGAAAGUAGGUUAGCUAAGCAAGUUAAAUUAUUUAAUAAGGCAUCAUCAGAUGUAUUGGCAGUAGAUAAAGCAAUAAUAACAUACACAACUUUAUUAUACUCAAUAAGAUCAGAUCAACAGGAAAUGAAAAUUCGCCAAGAAACUAUGGAUAAUAGAAUUGAUCAAAUUGCCCAACAACAAAACAGCUUGGCUAGUAUGCUAAGAAAUAUUGAAGAGUCAUUAUCUAGGAAAUUAGAGACAAAUUUAGGUUCAGGUGUAAGUACUGACACUUCAAAUGCUCAAUAUCAAAAUGUGAGGAUAUCGGCAGCAAGAGCAAAUGCUCUGAGUACUGAACUACAGGAAAUAGAAGGACAAGUAGAUAACCUGAUGCGUCAUUUAAAUAGUGUACAUGAGAAAAUAUAUCCAAACCCACUAAAUCAAAUUGUCAAGAUUUUGAAUCUACAUCAAUUGACGCUACAGUCAAUAGAAGAUGAAGCUAUGAAUUUAAAACAGAAAUUGACUAUCGCUGAAGAUUGUCUAGUCAGAAGAUAG
This is a messenger RNA of Cryptosporidium muris RN66, 1611 nucleotides long. RefSeq lists its product as uncharacterized. Lineage: Eukaryota; Apicomplexa; Conoidasida; Eucoccidiorida; Cryptosporidiidae. Gene Ontology annotation, cellular component: nuclear pore central transport channel; nuclear pore. Bases 1 to 1611 code for a protein of 536 amino acids. The record is from RefSeq and is a predicted model, not a curated record. Gene Ontology annotation, molecular function: phospholipid binding; structural constituent of nuclear pore. The transcript has a single exon. Gene Ontology annotation, biological process: RNA export from nucleus; protein import into nucleus.